AUGAGCACCAGUACUACCGAGACCGGGUUUUUCAAGCCAAAGGAGAAGAACGUCGAUGGCCUCCCAGUCCGACUCAUUCUCUGCUUUGAUGGAACCGGAGAUACAAUGCAAGGGUCAUUUAGUGCAAUGAGGGGCAAAACCUCUGGCACAAAGGAUUCAAUCAAGACCAUAUUUGACAUGGCAAGGGCGGGGCCUGUAAGCGAUUCUGAUGGGCAAAAAAGAUUCCAGUUCGUGCAGUACUUCGAAGGAAUAGGUACCAAGGAUGCAGGAUAUGGGGGCUACUUGAGCAGGGCAGUUUCCUUAUUUGAUUGUGCAACUGGGCAUGGUAAUGGCUUUUGGGAGAGUCCUGUCAUCGUCUAA
This is a messenger RNA of Morchella sextelata, 360 nucleotides long. RefSeq lists its product as uncharacterized. Bases 1 to 360 code for a protein of 119 amino acids. The record is from RefSeq and is a predicted model, not a curated record. Lineage: Eukaryota; Fungi; Ascomycota; Pezizomycetes; Pezizales; Morchellaceae. The transcript is spliced from 3 exons.